Quercus robur (English oak) is the source of this 3467-nucleotide messenger RNA. RefSeq lists its product as uncharacterized. Gene Ontology annotation, molecular function: S-adenosyl-L-methionine transmembrane transporter activity; calcium ion binding. The record is from RefSeq and is a predicted model, not a curated record. Gene Ontology annotation, cellular component: mitochondrial inner membrane. The transcript has 7 exons. Lineage: Eukaryota; Viridiplantae; Streptophyta; Magnoliopsida; Fagales; Fagaceae. Bases 571 to 3060 code for a protein of 829 amino acids.
GAUAGGCCCCCCUUUUCUUCUGCUUGUUCUUUCAACUUCCUGUGCCAUCCAAUUUCUCUCUGGUCUCAAAUUAAAACCCCGAAAAAAAAAAAACACAAAAGACACUCACACUGUCCAAAACUCCGUUAUUUCUACCACAUAUAUAAUUUUAGCUAAUCCUCUUUUUAUUUUAUUUUUGGAUCAAAAUGUCUUAAAACUCAGAUUCUUUACUAAAAGCUAACAUAAAAAGGUCCUCUCAUUUCAUUUCUAAGCUCUCUCAAAGAAAUGUAUAGUUUCCCUCCAAUUCCGUACAGCUAGGGUUUUCUCAUUCUCCGAUCUCAUUUCUUGGGUCUUCACAACCAAUCUGGUUCAGUUUAAUAACUGUAAUUUUCAAUUUCUCGAUUGAUUGAUUGAAUUUUUUCUUGUGAAAUUUGAUUCAAGAAUUUGAUAAAUUUGUACGGAAUAUAUAGGUUUAUUGAUUUCUGUGUUUUUUGUGAAUCAGUGCUGAUUUUGUUUCUUGAUAAUUGUGUGUAUUGGAUUUGGAAGAAAAAAACUGAGUUUCAGGAUAGUUUCUUGUUUUUGGGUUUAGUAAUGGUGUCUGCGAAUGACCCAAUCGAAUCGUUUUUGAAUUCGAUUCAAGUAGUGAAAGAGGUGCUUUCGCCGCUCGAAUUAGGGAUUCGGAAAGCGGCGAAAGAUCUUGAACAUUGUUGGGGAGGACCAAAGAACAGAGGGAAUGGCAAUAGUGACGAUAGUGUUGUAUUGGUUAACCAAUUGAAUAGUAAAGUUGAGAUCUUUGGUGUGAAAAAGAAGAGUAACAGUAGUAAUAGUAAUGGUCAGUGUGUUGUUGAUUGUGGUGAUGAGAGAAAGAAGGGGUUGUCGAUUAAGGUUCCCAUUAAGGCCUUCUUGGGAAUGUUUUCGGGAAAUGGGCAUCGGGUUGAGGUGCUCAAUAGAGGGUUGAAAGAGAAAGGGAGGGAUUCGGGUAAGGCGGAUGGUGGGUCUUGUGUGAAUUGCUUGCAGUUUGCAGUCACUUGGUCUUUGUUGUUUAACAGUUUCGUUCAGUCGCUUCCAAGCCCGUUCAAAGCGGGCAAGAAGCGGUUUCAGAAGGCUGGGGAUGGAGAAAAAUUGUGUUCUUGCAUGAAGCCAAAGGCUUUAUCUGAAGUGAAACAAAGGGAGUCUAAGGAACAAUGUGUUGGGUCGUUACAGAAUGAAGGAAAUCAUGUGUCACUUGAGUGCUUUAUGGGUUUUAUUUUCGAUCAGUUGGCUCAGAGUCUUCAGAAGUUUGAUCAGGGUUUGCAAGAAGACAGUCACAAGAGUUGUGAUGAUGCUUCUUUGUCACCACCCGCUUCGUCUAAUUUUGAUCAUUUGAGGGCACUUACUACUAUGUUGGAGGGUCGAAAAGCAGAUGUUAAUGGGUUUUUGGGAAAUUUGAGGUUUGCUAGAGUGGGAGGUGUGCCGUCUGGUGUAGUUGGAGUAACUUCUUCGGUUGAUGAAGAGGGUGAUGAUGGUGUUACCCCUGGAAACAGGGAAGAAACUGGAGGCACUUUACCGCAGAAGCUGGCCAGUGGUAUACUUAGUAUUCCUCUAUCGAAUGUGGAGCGCUUGAGAUCCACAUUAUCCACAGUUUCUUUGUCAGAACUAAUUGAGCUUGUACCACAGUUGGGGCGCACUUCUACAGAUUAUCCUGACAAGAAGAAACUAUUCUCUGUCCAGGAUUUCUUUAGAUACACAGAAACUGAAGGAAGGAGGUUCUUUGAGGAGUUGGAUAGGGAUGGUGAUGGCCAAGUAACUUUGGAAGAUCUUGAAGUUGCAUUUAGAAAGAGAAAAUUGCCACGAAGAUAUGCUAAUGAGCUUAUGCGCCGCACUAAAAGUCACAUAUUUUCAAACUCUUUUGGUUGGAAACAGUUUUUGUCCUUGAUGGAGCAGAAGGAACCAACCAUUCUUCGUGCUUAUACUUCUCUCUGUCUGAGCAAGUCUGGUACACUGCAAAAGAGUGAAAUAUUGGCAUCUCUUAAAAAUGCGGGGCUUCCAUCAAAUGAAGACAAUGCUGUUGCCAUGAUGCGAUUUCUGAAUGCAGACACAGAAGGGCCUAUUUCUUAUGGACAUUUCCGGAACUUUAUGCUGCUUCUCCCUUCUGAUCGACUUCAAGAUGAUCCUCGGAGUAUCUGGUUUGAAGCUGCAACUGUUGUUGCUGUUGCACCACCUGUGCAAAUACCAGCUGGAAGUGUUCUAAGAUCUGCAUUGGCAGGAGGCCUUUCUUGUGCACUUUCUUGUUCUUUAAUGCACCCUGUCGAUACAAUUAAGACUCGGGUACAGGCAUCAACACUGACCUUCCCUGAAAUCAUUUCAAAGCUUCCACAGAUUGGAAUUCGGGGGUUAUACAGGGGUUCAAUCCCUGCCAUUCUUGGACAAUUUUCAAGCCAUGGUCUGCGGACUGGAAUAUUUGAAGCAAGCAAACUUGUUUUGAUAAAUGUUGCUCCAACACUCCCAGAGAUCCAGGUCCAAUCCUUAUCUUCAUUCUGUAGCACAGUUUUGGGGACAGCAGUGCGGAUCCCUUGCGAGGUGUUAAAACAACGGUUGCAGGCUGGCCUUUUUGACAAUGUGGGGGAGGCUAUUGUUGGGACUUGGCAACAAGAUGGUCUUAAAGGUUUUUUUCGUGGGACUGGUGCAACUCUUUGUCGGGAGGUUCCAUUCUAUGUGGCUGGCAUGGGGCUUUAUGCUGAAUCCAAAAAGGUUGCCCAGCAACUUUUGGGGCGGGAUCUAGAGCCCUGGGAAACAAUUGCUGUAGGAGCUUUAUCUGGUGGGCUAGCUGCUGUUACCACUACACCCUUUGAUGUGAUGAAGACUAGAAUGAUGACUGCUCAAGGUCGAUCCGUAUCAAUGUCAAUUGUAUUCCUCUCUAUACUUCGCCAUGAGGGACCCUUGGGCUUAUUUAAAGGAGCAGUGCCUAGGUUCUUUUGGAUUGCUCCCUUGGGAGCCAUGAACUUUGCAGGCUAUGAGCUUGCAAGGAAGGCCAUGGACAAACAUGAGGAACAACUAGUUGUCGACCAGCUGUCUCAGAAGAAGGUGGCAAGUACUGGAUAAAGUUUUGACCUAGUAUACAGCCUUAGGGUUUUCAUGUGAUGAUAGCAAACUAAUGCUGCUGGAAAGUUUUAAGCUUUUUCCGAGUUAGUAGCAGCAUGUCCUUUAAUUUCCAUCUGCCGACAUCUCUGCCGUUUUCAGCCACAGUUUCUUCAUUUCAUACUUUUUUGCCUGCUUAAUGGUGGCACAAACACGUUUGUUCCGUUUUGGAAUCUUGGUUACAGUUGUUAGCAAUUUUGUACAUUUAAUGUGCAGUCAAUUUCCUCCCAACCCUCUUUCUGUUCAGUUAUCUACAAGUUCAAGUGUACAUAUCUCUUUUUUUGAACAUUAUAUGAUGAUUCCAUGUAUCGACUAAACAUGCAUGUUGAGGGUUAUGCCCGGUAGUGUAAUGGAGCUUUUAUCUUGCUGGC